AUGUUACCCAUCCGAGCCAGCGGGCCCAAGAAGAAAAGUCUGGUGCCCAACUUGAUAGAAAAGGGCCUGAUUGUCCUCCGGAAGGUGGCCAGCCGGGACGAACAGGCCCCAGAAUGGAAACUCCGCCAACAGCAGCGCUCCCUCAGCAAGUCGGCUCAGGCCAUCUGCCGCUACUACAAGAAGCUGAGAGACUUCAACCAGGACGCCAGCCCCCAGGACAGCGGCUUCGUGUCUGAAAUGGAGGAGCUUCGGCGCAAGUUCCUCAAGCGUCCCGGCUGCCCGCAGUUCAGCACCAGGUCUACAUCCAUGAGCCACUACGGUGAGUCCAUGACCCUCUCUCUGCCUGAGGACACAGGCGUCAGCCCUGAGACCUGGAAGGGGGCCGAGAACCUGCUCUCCAGCCAGCAAGGCUUGGACGUGAAGGUGGACGGCCGCCUCCUUCCCCUUAGCAAGAGUGCCUGUGAAUUCAACUACCUGCGGAAGAAGAGCGAGUCCCAGGUGCUGAGCCCGACUCCCAGCAGCCCCGACCUGGGGCAGAGCUACCCGAGGAAGCGGGUACCCUGGUACAUCUCCAUCAUCCAUGAGAAGAACCAGAGUCUGUUGGCAUUGGGGGAGGAAGUCCAACGCCUCUCGGAGAUGGAAGCGCAGGUUCAGAAGAGACAGGAAGAGAUCCUGGCUCUCCAGGAGGAGAGGGAGGCCCUGAGGAAGCAGCUGAAAUGCCUCCUGAAGAGUAAGAGCCUGGAGGCUAUGCCCAGCCAUGUCUUGCAGGAGUGGCCGUUGGAGUUUGUGCCGAAGCUGCAGGGAAGACAGAGCACCCUCAGAACCUUCCGAGAUGAGGAGGACGCGGAGCACUGGCGGCAGCAGCAGGAAGAGUGCGACAGAGGCAAGGAGCUGGAAGGAGGCGACUACGAGGAGGAAGAGUAUCUGGAAGGGCAGGCCAAGAGGGCAGCGGACAAAGGGGCGAGGGCUAGAGCCAGCAGGAGGGAAGCUCUGCAGGAGAGCAGAAGCAAGGAGGAGGCGGUGGCCGUGGUAACUGCGCAGGAGGAUGAGGACGAGGACAGAGAUGGGUAUGGGGCCGGGGAGGUGGAGGAAGAGGACAAGGAGGAGGUGAUGGAGCUGGAUGAGGAGAAGGAGCUGCAGGAGGAGGAGGCCAUGGCCAGGAGGUGGGGCGGCUUCGUGGAUGACACUUUUGAGGAGGAGCUGAUGGCCCAGCUGGAGGAGUACGAGCAGCUGAUCCAGGAGUUCCAGUUUCAGCUUGAGAUCACCGGGACCAGAUACUCCCUGGCAACAGGAGCCAUCAAGUCUUUACAGCGACAGGUGGAAUUCCAAGAGUCGCAAUUGCUGAAAAUCAACACGGAGAAUGAGAUGUUGCAGAAGGAGCUGCGAGAGCGGAAGAAACAGCUGCAGGCCAUGUCUGACAAGUUCUCCAACCUCCGGGAAGACAAGAAGUACCAGGAAACAAUGGGCCUCAUCGAGAACAACAACCUCCUCCUCAGACAGCAAGUGUCAGAGCUGGAGAGUGAACUGGCCAAGAGGGAAAAGACCAUCUCGGAGCUGGAGGCCAAGGUCAACCAGCUGCAGAACCAGGUGAAUCAGAGCCAGAACCACCUGCAGAGGCGGAAGCAGCUCCAGGAGGAGAUGCAGAACAAGAACGAGAUGAUCCAGCACGCAGAGCAGCAGGCCCGCGAGGCCCUGGAAUAUGCCCAGGCCAGGCUUGAAAGACUGAGGAACAAGAUCAUCCAGGCCACCUUCAACACCAUAGGGAUCAAGAACUUGGCCACUGAGAUAUCUGACAAUGACAUCCUGGAAGGCUUGCAGAGGAUCAUCUCAGACCGAAUAGACUACUACAACCAGCUGAAACAGAAGGGGGUCAAGGUGCCCCCCCUGCAGCAGAUGGAGAUCUUAUCCUCACCCAGCAAGUCCAAGAAGAUAAGCUCCAAGGAGGCCCAGCUCAGACCCUAG
Molecule: messenger RNA, 1962 nt
Organism: Rangifer tarandus platyrhynchus (Svalbard reindeer)
Lineage: Eukaryota; Metazoa; Chordata; Mammalia; Artiodactyla; Cervidae
Source: the annotation of a GenBank genome assembly